AGGAGGAAGAUGCAGCGUCCAGAGAGGAUACGCUGAGGACUUUUUUUUUUUUUUUUUUUUUAAGAGUCCUUAUUGAUGUGAUUCUGGUCCGAAAUGCUGUGAUUACUCGCGUUGCUUAGUGCUGGGAUUAUUACCGCCACCCCUCGGGGUAUUGGGUCAUCAUUGCUUCUAUUCCAGCUUUGGCUGCGUUUUGUUUGUUUAUUCGGAUCGUUUGAUGUGAUGUCGGCCGCUCGCGCUCCGUGUCCUGACAUCACGUCCGACAAAAUGUAGCUCCAGGUUGUUUUGCUGUGGUGGCUUUGUCUGCAAAAGGUGUUGCUGUCCGAACGAUGCGCGAAAGAUGUCUGACGUGGAGAGCACGUAUGCGGACUUCAUCGCCUCCGGCAGGACGGGCCGCCGGAACGCCCUGCACGACAUCCUGCAGAGUCCCACCGACCCUGACGGGCGAGAGCUGCCCCUCACCCUGUCUCUGUCCCAGCUGCACAUCAACGCUGGAGGAGGCGAUGAAGAAGACGCAGAGGACAGCCACAGCUCCUCCGCCUCGGCCCAGCGAGACGCAGAGCAGAGGAACAGCUAAGCUCCCACGUCCCCCCUCCAGUAGACGGAGCGCCGCGGGACGGAUUAAAGUCUCCGUCACAGUGGACCUGUUUGCUCGUAGCGGCCCGGCGGCUGGAGGCUAGGACCGUCGGCGUGGAUACGCCUUCAAGCAGAGCCUUCGCCCCUGCUGAGGCGUUGAGAUGCGAUCGCUCAGUGCUUCCUGGGAAGUGGAACGACUGAUGCUUUUCAGAGUCAGAAGUACACAAGUGGUAGUUUUAUGGGGUUUUUUUCUUUUCAUACAAAUUUUGCUGUCAGUCUCUGUGGUCCAACACACACACACAUGCUGAAGGACUAAAAGGAGAGAGAAAAUGGAGCUCUGCAAUAGUCAGAGCAGUUUGUAGGACCGCUGAGACAUGCUGGUAUAAUGGGUCACAGUGGGAGUAGCAUGAUUGUAGAAGCAGUGGUGCUGGUAGAGGCUGUAUAUUGCCAGUUAAUGGUUUGUGCUUCCUUUGAGCCGACGUUAAGGCAGAGGGAUAUGGACUCAACUGUAUCCGAAUUGAAACACGGAGCUUUGGAAGUUCAAUUCAUGCCGAAUUGUUUCCGCAGAGAACGAGAUGUUCCAGAAGAAGGGUGACAUGACGCGUCCUUUAAAAUGCGUAUCUUUAUUUUUUACACGUUUACAGUAACAAUGCAAGUAUUAUCACAGCCUUACAUGAGUAGUUUGUCCGGUUCGGAAAUGCGUUUAUUCAGUUUUGUGUUGCGUUAGAGAAGAAGAAAAGUCUCAUUGUUUUUGUCAAAUUUUGGAGAAGAAUCAAGCUCAUCGGUUCACAAAAGCAUAAAACCGCCACUGCUUUCACAUUUGCUUGAAGAUAAUAUAUCUGGUUACAGGUGUUGUCAGGUCAAGGUUCGGUCUCAUUUAAUUUGAAAAAAAGAGAAAAAUCAUCAUAAUAAUACAAUAAUAAAAAAAUACUUUUUCACCAUUUAUCCUGUUUAUCAAUAAAAAAAUAUGCUUUUUUUUUUUUUGCAAAAAUACUUCUAUAGUGCACAGAAUCACAAACACACUUUCAACUUUUGAAAAACUAAUAAGGCCGCUGCUCCUGUGUUACUGAAUAGAAAUGAGACUCAGGGAAGUCAUUUUGUGUGCUAAAAACAUCUUAAUCCAUAAAAAGGGCUAAUCUGUGACCUUUUAGGUGCUGACAGAAAGUUAAUUAUGCAACUAUCUGUGGUUGUGGCUUCGCUUUUCAAUACAUGUUAAUUUGGUUAUAGAACUUAUUGAUAUUCUUAGUUCACAAAGCUAAAAACUGCUUAUUAAAAGAGACAAAAUGCCACUGUGGUGUGUAGACAGACCAUAAAUGGAUUAGAGAAUUGUUCUUGUUUAUGUAUACCACACUUGGAUUUAAUGUAACCCAUUAAAUCCGAGUGGGGUCAGCUCUUCUUUUGCACUUCAAUACCGACUGACUACCGUUUCAACCCAAGGAGUCGCCACCUACUGGCAGUAAGGAGGAAUGCACUUUCAGGCCCGCCUGUUCUACUGCCAGGUUAAAUUAGAAACGUUACUAUGUUCCUCUUUCAUCCUUCGAGUUCUUUCUUUGCAUGUUUUUUUGUGUGUUUGUUUUCUCUACCGAUUUGCACAAUAAAAGUUACACAUACCCAAACAGCGGCUAUAAAAAUAAACACUUCCUUAUUCCUAAUAGGUAAUAAAACACGAUGUGAUUUUUCUUCUGACCUUUGAGAUGCAAUUUACUUUAUUAGUCAUAUUUACAGCCAGAUCGUCUUUCCUGGUAUGAUACUGUCCACACAUUUUGAUUGGCCUACAGUGUUUUUCCUUUCUUUUCACCCCCCCCCCGGUAGUUUAUAUCCACUUGUUUCCUGGUCCAAAGAGCAGCACGUUUAAUUUUUAUUAUUUUAGAGGACAGGUGCAGAUGACCUCAGCUGCAGUGGUGUCCCUCUUUUCUUCUUCUUCUUCUUCCUCUCAGCAGUAAGCGUGGUGGCCCAAAACCGACAAACUACUCCUAAAUGUAAAUAUGCAACAGUCAGCAGAUCUUCCAGGAACACUAACUUGUGUGUGUUUGUGCGAAUGUUUAGCUGAAUCGCAUUCCUGCUCAUUUGUAUAAAAAUGUGAUACUGUCUCAUUAUUUGUAUAAAUUAAUCUGCAUGUGUCCUUCCACUCCCACACACACCACAGACACCUCUGCUUCACUACAGCUUCAACUCUGACUCCUUUACCACGACAAUACUGUAGAGAGCAAACAUACCGUAGCUCUCAUGUUGUUUGAUUUGUGAGCCAUUUCUAAUUCUGCUCGUCGUAAUUCCACAUGUAGAAUAUUUGCAUGGUUUCCUCUUUCUGUCUGACUCUCUGUAAGUAUAUUUUCUAUUUCCUAUGUUAAACGAAGUUUAAUAAAUGACCAAGAAAAGAAAAGAGGAGUUUUGGGGAGAAAGUUA
Molecule: messenger RNA, 2976 nt
Organism: Xiphophorus hellerii (green swordtail)
Lineage: Eukaryota; Metazoa; Chordata; Actinopteri; Cyprinodontiformes; Poeciliidae
Product: cAMP-dependent protein kinase inhibitor alpha
Exons: 3
Coding region: 338-574 (78 amino acids)
Biological process (GO): negative regulation of protein kinase activity
Molecular function (GO): cAMP-dependent protein kinase inhibitor activity
Source: RefSeq, a predicted model, not a curated record